This is a messenger RNA of Arachis stenosperma, 1227 nucleotides long. RefSeq names its product F-box/kelch-repeat protein At3g23880-like. NCBI's taxonomy places the organism in Eukaryota, Viridiplantae, Streptophyta, Magnoliopsida, Fabales, Fabaceae. The transcript is spliced from 2 exons. Gene Ontology annotation, molecular function: protein binding. Bases 1 to 1227 code for a protein of 408 amino acids. The record is from RefSeq and is a predicted model, not a curated record.
AUGGACAUGGACGUCCACAGUAACAAGAAAAAUAACAGAAACAUCAGCAUCGACGACAUACUUCCUGCAGAGUUGGUACGAGAAAUCUUGAUGAGGAUUCCCAUAAAAAACCUUGUGCGUCUAAGGUGUGUUUCCAAGCUAUGGAACACUUUGAUCUCAGACCCCAACUUGCCAAAAUCCCAUUUUGAUCUCUCUCUGGCACCAUCGCAUAGACUCCUCGUCUAUCCCGACGAUUCCACCAAGCCAACAACUGUUGAUUUAGAUGCACUCUUUCUAGAUGGUCCUUCUAAAACAUCAACAAAUGUCUCUUUCCCUUCCAAUAAGGAAAACCAAUCAGAUGAUGAAGUCUAUAUAUUCAAUUCAUGCAGGGGUUUCAUAGCUCUAUUCGAAGACCCACAUUAUAUUGUCAUAUGGAACCCAUUAACUAGAUCUCACAGAGUAUUUUCAUGUGAGGGAUACAAGAAUUAUAGUCCUAUGCGGAAGCUUCUCAAGCGCUCCGCUAUGUUUGGCUUUGGAUACGAUGCAUCAGAAGAUGACUACUUGGUUCUUCUCGCUUGGAGGAAUACCAGACAAAUGGAAGACUGCUUGGGUUUAUUUUCUUUGAGAACCAAUUCAUGGACGACUUCUAAGGUUACACUUCCAAAAGACCCUUUAAGGAAGAGAAUUAUCUCGCUGUCUGGGGUGUUUCUCAAUGGGGCUAUUCAUUGGUGGAUUGCCCCUCGUUUUGGUACUGGUAUUGAUUCUGGUGGUGCUAUUAUUCUUGUCUUUGAUAUGAUUGAAAGGCGUUUCUGGGAGAUGCCUGUGCCAAAAGAAAUAAUGACGAAUUACCAUCCUCCUGGGGCUCUUGUGGAACUGGGAGGGUGCCUAGCCAUUUGGUUUUCAAAUUUCGACAAGAAAACCGACAUAUGGAUUAUGAAAGAAUAUAAAGUGCAGUCAUCUUGGACAGCAUACAAGAUUCCUUGUUUUUUCUUUAGGCCUUUGUACUUAUCCAAUGAUGGGGAUAUCAUUGGAUUUGAUAUGUUAAAAUCAUGUUUGGCAAAAUAUAAUGUUAAUAAUGGAGAGAUGCUCCAAAGUUGUGGCAAAUUUUGUGGUUUGAAUGACUUUUGCAUGUAUACAGAGAGUUUAUUGGCUCUUCCUGAUGAUUUUAUGGAAGAUACGAAUCAAGACCAAUCUGGAAAGUGCCAAACUGGAAAGAGAUUUAAGAGAGCUCCAAUUUGGAGAACAUGA